Trichoderma reesei QM6a is the source of this 1989-nucleotide messenger RNA. RefSeq lists its product as uncharacterized. NCBI's taxonomy places the organism in Eukaryota, Fungi, Ascomycota, Sordariomycetes, Hypocreales, Hypocreaceae. The coding region runs from base 1 to 1989 and encodes 662 amino acids. The transcript has a single exon. Gene Ontology annotation, biological process: proteolysis. The record is from RefSeq and is a predicted model, not a curated record. Gene Ontology annotation, molecular function: peptidase activity.
AUGAUCGGACUCCUCAGCUCCCCCGUCGAGGCAGCAAUCAAGACGCCAUGGGGCGAGCCCUUCAAACCGAUUGACCCUCAAGAAUGGGUGAAUCCGGACGACAUGACCUGGGACGACUACAAAGCACCGCCCGGUACUCAAUGGAACGACCCUUCCAAGAAAGGCGCCAGCCGCAACUUCAACAUUGCCCUGAUAGCCGUAGACUACUCAGACGAGACCUUUGUCGUCACGCGAGAGCCCAACUCGACCGUGUUUGGCAAUCCCUUGCCACUCGUGUCCGGCAUCGGUAGAGACGACGUGCCGGCCUACUAUCGCGACCUGCUCAACAAGCCUGGCGAUCUCAACCGUGGCCACACGCUGCACGAGUACUGGAUGGGCGAUUCACAUGGCCGAUACGGCGUCGACUUGACAGCCUUUGGUCCCUAUCGCAUGCCUCGUCUGUCGUACGAAUACGGCGUAGACAGUGGCUUCAACCCUGGAGCAUGUCCCGACGACGCCUGCGACCAGGACAUCCGAACAGACGCCUUCGCAGCAUGGCGCGCUGAAGUGGGCAACGAUACCAGCAACUCGUUUGAGCUGGUCUUUAUCCUCUCCGCGGGACAGGACGAGUCGUCUACUUGGCAAGAGUUUGGCGAGAUGAGGUUCUCGUCUCCCGAGGACGUUCCCGCAGAGUUUGGUCCUCCCCAGAGUGCCAAUGGCACGUCGCUGCCGAACUAUGCAGCGACGAGAUAUGUGCCUUGGACGUCGUGGGCAUCGGCAUCCACCAUCUGGCCAAACGCCGGCGGCGGAUCGUCGACUCAGUGCGAGAGUUCCGGUAUGGGGACGUAUGCCCACGAACUCAGCCACUUGCUAAACAUUGGCGACAACUACAACAACCCGUACGGCAUCCCGCUGCGACGAUCCUAUACCGGCCCGUUCUCAAUGAUGUCCCGCGGGUCGUUCAAUGGGCCUGGCGGUCCGCAUACGCGGUAUCAGAUACCGGCGCUUCAGGGAGGUUCUCUGGGCUCUCUGCACACGGUCCGAGACAAGCUCGUGCUGGGGCUCAUCUCCAACGACAGCAUAGUCCGUAUAUCGAGAGACGCUCUGGCAGAAUCGGGCCCGGUCGUGGCGACAAUCACGGCGCGAUCCGUCGUGUCGGACCUCAUCGGCCUGCGAGUUGACAUGGACCAGGACCGAUCACCGGCAUGCAACAUCUCCACCGACGUCUUCUGCGACGGAGGCCGUUACAACAUGUACGACAUCGAGGUGAUUGACCGGAUGGGCGCCGAUUCGUUCCAGCCCGAUUCCGGCGUCAUGAUCAGCAAGUCCAAGACCAGCAACAGCCAGCCCUUCCAGUGGACCAUCGACGCCAAUCCCCAGGACAUUGGGCUCGUCGACUUUAUUCGGCCAAAUGGAUCUGCCGCCAUGAUCACCCUGGGCGACUACCGACAACUUGCUGAUGCGCUGUUCCACGCCGGCACCGGCUCGGGCAGCAAGUACGAGUAUGUGGACGAGGCAAACGGCCUGCACUUUUACAUCCUCGACGUCCACCGUGACGAAGUCGGGGUCCUCUCUUACACCGUCGGCGCGCGAUCUCUGACCGACAAGAGCGCGAGUGAAUACGGCAUCCAGCUGACGUCCGGAGUCCCCUUUGCCUUUGGUGGAAAGGCCACACCAACCACCGGGGGCGUCUUUUGCGAAUUCGAACUCACAAACAACGGCACGUACGCCGGGUCCAGCGAGGGCCGUGCACAAGUCCAGGCAGAGCACGUCCAGUGGGAGAUUUUCCGCUUGGAGACCGAGGUCAAGGGCGCUGGGUGGAGGGCGGCGCUGCCAAACGCCGUGAUUCCCGUGAGGUUUGGAGAGACGGCCAAGGCGUAUGUGGCGGUUGGUGCGGAGGCCCAUGCAAAGGACAGAACGGGGGUUGUGACGCUGAGGGCGAGGUCAGAGUCUGAUCCGAGUGUUGUUGCGACGGCGACGUGCAAGGUGAAGAAGAGUUCGUGUACCUAG